AUGUCAUGGCGUCUGUGGGGCUGAAGCUGGAGCUGCAAUUAAGCUAGCUAAAAGCUGUCGACAGUGUGUAAAUCGAAAUGGAGAAAAAUGCAAAUCUGCAUCGAGAUGUUGGAGGAAGUACUCUAUGUGCUACUAUUGCAGGAGAAAUGGGCGAUAUUAAAACAGUUGGCGGAAUGAAGGGAGUGACCGAUACGUGCAAGAAUAGUGAGCGUUCUCUCAGUACUUUGGGUAGUUGUACUACUAGCUCCAGUAGUGCUCCUAGCACUGCUAGUAAUGCAAUCUCCAGUGUUGAGAAAUUAGAUAUGCCAGAAAUGUUUCUCCCGGUGCAAGAGAAUAACAUUCAAUCGAGUGGUUGGUCGGAGACAUUGUCCUCUGGAUCUGGAGAUCAUUUGAGUAACGGGAUGGGAAAUAGCUCGCAGCUGGCUACAGGAAAUAGCGAGGGUGCCACCUCAAAGUUAGUAAACAACAAAACGGAUGGCGAGCCCUCCUCGAUGGGGGAAUCGGGGGCAAGGAUUACAGAUGAUCAAGCUGAGGUUUCUGUUUGUGCGUCAGUUGAACCAGUGAAGCUGGCAAAACCGACACACCUAUGUCCGGACAAAACAAAUACGGGAAACGUCAAAUGUGGAGUUGCGAUUGACAAUACCAUAUGCGAGGGUUUGCCGAGUGGGAGUGACCCGUGCAUCGCGGCAGAAUCUAGGAGCAUCGACUCACUUGAGUCCUUCUCAAACCUCAACUCCUGUCCCAGUUUCGAUCUCAACAGUGACGGGUUGGAGGACAGGGGGCUGGCCCUAACACUACAGAGCGAGUAUGGGGCUGAUGGAACUAAGAUCCCGUGCACCAAGGACCGGGGCGCUGGCCAGUCCAUAUACCACAUCAAGUGGAUCAAGUGGAAGGAGGAAAACACACCUAUCAUUACCCAGAACGAGAACGGCCCAUGCCCAUUGCUGGCAAUUAUGAAUGUCCUAUUGCUGGCAUGGAAGGUGAAGAUGCCACCAAUGAUGGAGAUCAUAACUGCUGAACAGUUGAUGGAAUAUCUUGGAGACUACAUCCUCGAUGCCAAGCCGAAAGAGAUCUCUGAGGCCCAGCGGCUAAACUAUGAGCAG
This is a messenger RNA of Coregonus clupeaformis (lake whitefish), 1103 nucleotides long. RefSeq names its product ubiquitin carboxyl-terminal hydrolase MINDY-2-like. Gene Ontology annotation, cellular component: cytosol; cell periphery. Gene Ontology annotation, molecular function: cysteine-type carboxypeptidase activity; cysteine-type deubiquitinase activity; K48-linked deubiquitinase activity. Gene Ontology annotation, biological process: protein K48-linked deubiquitination. The annotation marks the transcript as partial. The transcript has 3 exons. The record is from RefSeq and is a predicted model, not a curated record. NCBI's taxonomy places the organism in Eukaryota, Metazoa, Chordata, Actinopteri, Salmoniformes, Salmonidae.